Schistosoma spindalis is the source of this 4974-nucleotide messenger RNA. Lineage: Eukaryota; Metazoa; Platyhelminthes; Trematoda; Strigeidida; Schistosomatidae. The record is from the annotation of a GenBank genome assembly.
AUGAUAAAUAAUGACCAGUCGAAUAUUAUUCAUGAGCCCUUUGUUUCUAUUACUAUUAUCGUCGUCGUCACAUAUUUGUCAUCAUCAUCAUCAUCAUCAUCAUCAUCAUCAUCAUCAUCAUCAUCAUCAUCAUCAUCAUCAUCAUCAUCAUCAUCAUCAUCAUCAUCAUCAUCAUCAUCAUCAUCAUCAUCAUCAUCAUCAUCAUCAUCAUCAUCAUCAUCAUCAUCAUCAUCAUCAUCAUCAUCAUCAUCAUCAUCAUCAUCAUCAUCAUCAUCAUCAUCAUCAUCAUCAUCAUCAUCAUCAUCAUCAUCAUCAUCAUCAUCAUCAUCAUCAUCAUCAUCAUCAUCAUCAUCAUCAUCAUCAUCAUCAUCAUCAUCAUCAUCAUCAUCAUCAUCAUCAUCAUCAUCAUCAUCAUCAUCAUCAUCAUCAUCAUCAUCAUCAUCAUCAUCAUCAUCAUCAUCAUCAUCAUCAUCAUCAUCAUCAUCAUCAUCAUCAUCAUCAUCAUCAUCAUCAUCAUCAUCAUCAUCAUCAUCAUCAUCAUCAUCAUCAUCAUCAUCAUCAUCAUCAUCAUCAUCAUCAUCAUCAUCAUCAUCAUCAUCAUCAUCAUCAUCAUCAUCAUCAUCAUCAUCAUCAUCAUCAUCAUCAUCAUCAUCAUCAUCAUCAUCAUCAUCAUCAUCAUCAUCAUCAUCAUCAUCAUCAUCAUCAUCAUCAUCAUCAUCAUCAUCAUCAUCAUCAUCAUCAUCAUCAUCAUCAUCAUCAUCAUCAUCAUCAUCAUCAUCAUCAUCAUCAUCAUCAUCAUCAUCAUCAUCAUCAUCAUCAUCAUCAUCAUCAUCAUCAUCAUCAUCAUCAUCAUCAUCAUCAUCAUCAUCAUCAUCAUCAUCAUCAUCAUCAUCAUCAUCAUCAUCAUCAUCAUCAUCAUCAUCAUCAUCAUCAUCAUCAUCAUCAUCAUCAUCAUCAUCAUCAUCAUCAUCAUCAUCAUCAUCAUCAUCAUCAUCAUCAUCAUCAUCAUCAUCAUCAUCAUCAUCAUCAUCAUCAUCAUCAUCAUCAUCAUCAUCAUCAUCAUCAUCAUCAUCAUCAUCAUCAUCAUCAUCAUCAUCAUCAUCAUCAUCAUCAUCAUCAUCAUCAUCAUCAUCAUCAUCAUCAUCAUCAUCAUCAUCAUCAUCAUCAUCAUCAUCAUCAUCAUCAUCAUCAUCAUCAUCAUCAUCAUCAUCAUCAUCAUCAUCAUCAUCAUCAUCAUCAUCAUCAUCAUCAUCAUCAUCAUCAUCAUCAUCAUCAUCAUCAUCAUCAUCAUCAUCAUCAUCAUCAUCAUCAUCAUCAUCAUCAUCAUCAUCAUCAUCAUCAUCAUCAUCAUCAUCAUCAUCAUCAUCAUCAUCAUCAUCAUCAUCAUCAUCAUCAUCAUCAUCAUCAUCAUCAUCAUCAUCAUCAUCAUCAUCAUCAUCAUCAUCAUCAUCAUCAUCAUCAUCAUCAUCAUCAUCAUCAUCAUCAUCAUCAUCAUCAUCAUCAUCAUCAUCAUCAUCAUCAUCAUCAUCAUCAUCAUCAUCAUCAUCAUCAUCAUCAUCAUCAUCAUCAUCAUCAUCAUCAUCAUCAUCAUCAUCAUCAUCAUCAUCAUCAUCAUCAUCAUCAUCAUCAUCAUCAUCAUCAUCAUCAUCAUCAUCAUCAUCAUCAUCAUCAUCAUCAUCAUCAUCAUCAUCAUCAUCAUCAUCAUCAUCAUCAUCAUCAUCAUCAUCAUCAUCAUCAUCAUCAUCAUCAUCAUCAUCAUCAUCAUCAUCAUCAUCAUCAUCAUCAUCAUCAUCAUCAUCAUCAUCAUCAUCAUCAUCAUCAUCAUCAUCAUCAUCAUCAUCAUCAUCAUCAUCAUCAUCAUCAUCAUCAUCAUCAUCAUCAUCAUCAUCAUCAUCAUCAUCAUCAUCAUCAUCAUCAUCAUCAUCAUCAUCAUCAUCAUCAUCAUCAUCAUCAUCAUCAUCAUCAUCAUCAUCAUCAUCAUCAUCAUCAUCAUCAUCAUCAUCAUCAUCAUCAUCAUCAUCAUCAUCAUCAUCAUCAUCAUCAUCAUCAUCAUCAUCAUCAUCAUCAUCAUCAUCAUCAUCAUCAUCAUCAUCAUCAUCAUCAUCAUCAUCAUCAUCAUCAUCAUCAUCAUCAUCAUCAUCAUCAUCAUCAUCAUCAUCAUCAUCAUCAUCAUCAUCAUCAUCAUCAUCAUCAUCAUCAUCAUCAUCAUCAUCAUCAUCAUCAUCAUCAUCAUCAUCAUCAUCAUCAUCAUCAUCAUCAUCAUCAUCAUCAUCAUCAUCAUCAUCAUCAUCAUCAUCAUCAUCAUCAUCAUCAUCAUCAUCAUCAUCAUCAUCAUCAUCAUCAUCAUCAUCAUCAUCAUCAUCAUCAUCAUCAUCAUCAUCAUCAUCAUCAUCAUCAUCAUCAUCAUCAUCAUCAUCAUCAUCAUCAUCAUCAUCAUCAUCAUCAUCAUCAUCAUCAUCAUCAUCAUCAUCAUCAUCAUCAUCAUCAUCAUCAUCAUCAUCAUCAUCAUCAUCAUCAUCAUCAUCAUCAUCAUCAUCAUCAUCAUCAUCAUCAUCAUCAUCAUCAUCAUCAUCAUCAUCAUCAUCAUCAUCAUCAUCAUCAUCAUCAUCAUCAUCAUCAUCAUCAUCAUCAUCAUCAUCAUCAUCAUCAUCAUCAUCAUCAUCAUCAUCAUCAUCAUCAUCAUCAUCAUCAUCAUCAUCAUCAUCAUCAUCAUCAUCAUCAUCAUCAUCAUCAUCAUCAUCAUCAUCAUCAUCAUCAUCAUCAUCAUCAUCAUCAUCAUCAUCAUCAUCAUCAUCAUCAUCAUCAUCAUCAUCAUCAUCAUCAUCAUCAUCAUCAUCAUCAUCAUCAUCAUCAUCAUCAUCAUCAUCAUCAUCAUCAUCAUCAUCAUCAUCAUCAUCAUCAUCAUCAUCAUCAUCAUCAUCAUCAUCAUCAUCAUCAUCAUCAUCAUCAUCAUCAUCAUCAUCAUCAUCAUCAUCAUCAUCAUCAUCAUCAUCAUCAUCAUCAUCAUCAUCAUCAUCAUCAUCAUCAUCAUCAUCAUCAUCAUCAUCAUCAUCAUCAUCAUCAUCAUCAUCAUCAUCAUCAUCAUCAUCAUCAUCAUCAUCAUCAUCAUCAUCAUCAUCAUCAUCAUCAUCAUCAUCAUCAUCAUCAUCAUCAUCAUCAUCAUCAUCAUCAUCAUCAUCAUCAUCAUCAUCAUCAUCAUCAUCAUCAUCAUCAUCAUCAUCAUCAUCAUCAUCAUCAUCAUCAUCAUCAUCAUCAUCAUCAUCAUCAUCAUCAUCAUCAUCAUCAUCAUCAUCAUCAUCAUCAUCAUCAUCAUCAUCAUCAUCAUCAUCAUCAUCAUCAUCAUCAUCAUCAUCAUCAUCAUCAUCAUCAUCAUCAUCAUCAUCAUCAUCAUCAUCAUCAUCAUCAUCAUCAUCAUCAUCAUCAUCAUCAUCAUCAUCAUCAUCAUCAUCAUCAUCAUCAUCAUCAUCAUCAUCAUCAUCAUCAUCAUCAUCAUCAUCAUCAUCAUCAUCAUCAUCAUCAUCAUCAUCAUCAUCAUCAUCAUCAUCAUCAUCAUCAUCAUCAUCAUCAUCAUCAUCAUCAUCAUCAUCAUCAUCAUCAUCAUCAUCAUCAUCAUCAUCAUCAUCAUCAUCAUCAUCAUCAUCAUCAUCAUCAUCAUCAUCAUCAUCAUCAUCAUCAUCAUCAUCAUCAUCAUCAUCAUCAUCAUCAUCAUCAUCAUCAUCAUCAUCAUCAUCAUCAUCAUCAUCAUCAUCAUCAUCAUCAUCAUCAUCAUCAUCAUCAUCAUCAUCAUCAUCAUCAUCAUCAUCAUCAUCAUCAUCAUCAUCAUCAUCAUCAUCAUCAUCAUCAUCAUCAUCAUCAUCAUCAUCAUCAUCAUCAUCAUCAUCAUCAUCAUCAUCAUCAUCAUCAUCAUCAUCAUCAUCAUCAUCAUCAUCAUCAUCAUCAUCAUCAUCAUCAUCAUCAUCAUCAUCAUCAUCAUCAUCAUCAUCAUCAUCAUCAUCAUCAUCAUCAUCAUCAUCAUCAUCAUCAUCAUCAUCAUCAUCAUCAUCAUCAUCAUCAUCAUCAUCAUCAUCAUCAUCAUCAUCAUCAUCAUCAUCAUCAUCAUCAUCAUCAUCAUCAUCAUCAUCAUCAUCAUCAUCAUCAUCAUCAUCAUCAUCAUCAUCAUCAUCAUCAUCAUCAUCAUCAUCAUCAUCAUCAUCAUCAUCAUCAUCAUCAUCAUCAUCAUCAUCAUCAUCAUCAUCAUCAUCAUCAUCAUCAUCAUCAUCAUCAUCAUCAUCAUCAUCAUCAUCAUCAUCAUCAUCAUCAUCAUCAUCAUCAUCAUCAUCAUCAUCAUCAUCAUCAUCAUCAUCAUCAUCAUCAUCAUCAUCAUCAUCAUCAUCAUCAUCAUCAUCAUCAUCAUCAUCAUCAUCAUCAUCAUCAUCAUCAUCAUCAUCAUCAUCAUCAUCAUCAUCAUCAUCAUCAUCAUCAUCAUCAUCAUCAUCAUCAUCAUCAUCAUCAUCAUCAUCAUCAUCAUCAUCAUCAUCAUCAUCAUCAUCAUCAUCAUCAUCAUCAUCAUCAUCAUCAUCAUCAUCAUCAUCAUCAUCAUCAUCAUCAUCAUCAUCAUCAUCAUCAUCAUCAUCAUCAUCAUCAUCAUCAUCAUCAUCAUCAUCAUCAUCAUCAUCAUCAUCAUCAUCAUCAUCAUCAUCAUCAUCAUCAUCAUCAUCAUCAUCAUCAUCAUCAUCAUCAUCAUCAUCAUCAUCAUCAUCAUCAUCAUCAUCAUCAUCAUCAUCAUCAUCAUCAUCAUCAUCAUCAUCAUCAUCAUCAUCAUCAUCAUCAUCAUCAUCAUCAUCAUCAUCAUCAUCAUCAUCAUCAUCAUCAUCAUCAUCAUCAUCAUCAUCAUCAUCAUCAUCAUCAUCAUCAUCAUCAUCAUCAUCAUCAUCAUCAUCAUCAUCAUCAUCAUCAUCAUCAUCAUCAUCAUCAUCAUCAUCAUCAUCAUCAUAA